Molecule: messenger RNA, 4054 nt
Organism: Eutrema salsugineum
Lineage: Eukaryota; Viridiplantae; Streptophyta; Magnoliopsida; Brassicales; Brassicaceae
Product: probable manganese-transporting ATPase PDR2
Exons: 22
Coding region: 228-3773 (1181 amino acids)
Biological process (GO): intracellular calcium ion homeostasis
Cellular component (GO): endoplasmic reticulum membrane
Molecular function (GO): ATP binding; P-type ion transporter activity; ATP hydrolysis activity
Source: RefSeq, a predicted model, not a curated record
AAUCGGGCAUCUUUGGGGAAAAAUCUCAAUCGUGAGUCGUGAAGGUGAAGGUGGAGGUGGAGGGGGAGACGAAGGAGAAAGAGAUUCCUUUUGAUUAAGCUGUGAUUCGAUCUUCCUAGUGAUUGGAAUUAGAUCUCCACUCUCCAGUUUUCUAGCUAAAUCCAGUUUCAAGAAGUAGAACCCUAGGAACUUCAGACGAUUGACGGUGAAUUAGGUUUUGGUUUGAGAUGUCGAGCUUUCGCGUGGGAGGAAAGGUAGUGGACAAGGUCGACUUAUGUAGGAAGAAACACUGGGCAUGGCGCUUGGAUGUUUGGCCAUUUGCGAUUCUGUAUGCUACUUGGUUGACUACAAUCGUGCCCAGCAUAGACUUCACUGAUGCUACCAUUGCCUUUGGUGGUCUCCUUGCUUCUCACAUCUUAGUCGUGCUUUUCACUGCGUGGUCGGUGGAUUUCAAGUGUUUUGUCCAGUUUAGCAAGGCUAAAAGUAUCAACCAGGCAGAUUCAUGUAAAGUUACGCCAGCCAAAUUUUCUGGGUCUAAAGAAGUUGUGCCUCUUCAUUUUCGUAGCCAAAUGACAGGUUCGGCAUCUUUGGGAGACAUGGAAGAAAUUUUCUUUGACUUCAGAAAGCAGCGUUUUAUAUUCUCAAAAGAGCUAGGAGUCUUUUCCAAGCUUCCCUACCCCACAAAGGAAACAUUUGGUCAUUAUCUAAAAUGUACUGGUCAUGGUACAGAAGCUAAAGUUGCAACUGCCACUGAAAAGUGGGGAAGGAAUGUAUUUGAUUAUCCGCAACCUACAUUCCAGAAGCUAAUGAAAGAAAACUGCACGGAACCUUUUUUUGUAUUUCAGGUUUUCUGUGUGGGUCUUUGGUGCUUGGAUGAAUUCUGGUAUUACAGUGUGUUCACACUAUUCAUGCUUUUGAUGUUUGAGUCAACAAUGGCAAAAAGCCGCUUGAAGACAUUAACAGAAUUAAGACGAGUUAGGGUGGACAGUCAGACGGUGAUGGUGUAUCGAUGCGGGAAGUGGGCGAAGCUGUUAGGUACAGAUCUGCUGCCAGGAGAUGUUGUGUCCAUUGGGAGACCUUCAUCUCAUACUGGAGGAGAGGAUAAGACAGUACCAGCGGACAUGCUUUUACUGGUGGGAAGUGCUAUCGUAAAUGAAGCCAUUUUGACAGGCGAGUCAACUCCCCAAUGGAAGGUUCCAGUUGCCGGCGAAGGAUCUGAUAAAAAAUUAUCAAUCAAAAGAGAUAAAAACCAUGUUUUAUUUGGCGGGACCAAGAUCUUGCAACAUUCACCCGACAAGUCAUUCCCUCUGAAAACCCCUGAUGGUGGCUGUCUAGCUGUUGUUCUGCGAACUGGAUUUGAGACAAGCCAAGGAAAACUAAUGAGGACAAUUUUAUUUUCUACGGAGAGGGUUACUGCAAACAGCUGGGAGAGUGGUCUGUUCAUAUUAUUUCUAGUUAUAUUUGCCGUGAUAGCUGCGGGCUAUGUUCUUGUAAAGGGUCUCGAGGAUCCUACAAGGAGCAAAUAUAAGCUCUUGCUUGGCUGUUCAAUUAUCAUUACCUCAGUGAUCCCGCCUGAAUUGCCUAUGGAAUUAUCCAUUGCUGUCAAUACGUCAUUACUUGCUCUUUCACGUCGUGGGAUAUUUUGCACAGAGCCUUUCAGGAUCCCUUUUGCCGGGAAGGUUGAUUUGUGCUGUUUUGAUAAGACUGGUACACUCACGUCAGAUGACAUGGAGUUUCGAGGAGUUGGGGGCUUGUCUGAUCGUGAAGAAGCAGAGACUGAUAUGAGCAAGGUUCCUGUACGCACAUUGGAGAUUUUGGCUUCUUGUCAUGCGUUGGUCUUUGUAGACAACAAGCUGGUUGGGGAUCCUCUUGAGAAGGCUGCACUUAAAGGAAUUGACUGGAGUUACAAGUCUGAUGAAAAGGCCUUGCCGAGAAGAGGAAAUGGCAACGCGGUGCAGAUUAUGCAGAGAUACCAUUUUGCUUCGCAUCUGAAGAGAAUGUCAGUUAUCGUUUGUAUUCAACAGGAAUAUUUCGUGUUUGCGAAGGGUGCACCAGAGACCAUUCAAGAUAGGCUUGUGGAUGUGCCAGCAUCAUAUAUCGAAACAUAUAAGAGAUACACACGCCAAGGAUCUCGAGUUCUAGCUCUUGCAUAUAAACGACUUCCUGAUAUGAUGGCCAGUGAAGCUAGAGACAUGGAAAGAGAUGCUGUUGAGAAUGACCUUACUUUUGCUGGGUUUGCGGUCUUCAACUGCCCCAUUAGAUCAGAUUCAGCCACCGUUCUCUUGGAAUUGAAGAAUUCAUCUCAUGAUUUGGUGAUGAUUACAGGUGAUCAAGCUUUGACAGCUUGUCAUGUUGCAAGCCAAGUGCAUAUUGUAUCAAACCCAGUUUUAAUUCUUGGUCAAUCAAAGACUGGUGACGAAUACAAGUGGGUGUCACCUGAUGAGAAGGAUAUCAUACCCUACAGUGACAAAGAGAUCGAAACCCUUGCAGAGACGCAUGAUUUAUGUAUUGGAGGUGACAGCAUUGAAAUGCUACAGGCUACAUCUGCUGUUUCGCGAGUCAUUCCAUUUGUUAAGGUUUUUGCGAGAGUUGCUCCACAGCAGAAGGAGCUAAUAUUAACUACCUUUAAAGCCGUAGGAAGGGGGACUCUGAUGUGUGGAGACGGGACAAAUGAUGUCGGAGCAUUGAAGCAGGCCCAUGUUGGAGUGGCCUUACUGAAUACUAUACCUCCCUCGUCAAGUGGAUCAGACUCGUCUAAAGAUGAUUCAAAGUCAAAGUCAAAAAAGUCGAAAGUGCCAAUAGAACCAGCAAGCAAAACCGCAAUUCAGAAUGGGGAAGGAUCAUCAAAGGGAAAGAUCACACCCCAAAACCGCCACUUAACUGCUGCGGAAUUGCAGAGACAAAAGUUAAAGAAGAUGAUGGAUGAACUAAACAAUGAUGAUGGUGAUGGCCGGUCAGCUCCCUUAGUCAAACUUGGGGAUGCAUCAAUGGCAUCUCCCUUCACAGCUAAACAUGCGUCGGUUGCCCCAGUGACAGACAUAAUCCGACAAGGUCGUAGUACACUGGUGACGACUCUACAGAUGUUCAAAAUUCUCGGUCUGAACUGUCUUGCCACAGCUUAUGUCCUAAGUGUUAUGUACUUAGACGGUGUGAAGCUCGGGGAUGUCCAGGCUACAAUCAGCGGAGUAUUAACAGCUGCGUUUUUCCUCUUCAUCUCUCAUGCUCGACCGCUUCAAACCCUCUCUGCAGAGCGACCCCACCCGAGUGUCUUCUCCAUGUACCUCUUCCUCUCUCUGCUUGGGCAGUUUGCUGUUCACAUAACCUUCUUGAUCUACUCCGUGAAGGAAGCUGAGAAACACAUGCCCGAGGAAUGCAUCGAACCAGAUGCACAAUUCCAUCCAAAUCUGGUGAAUACGGUGUCGUACAUGGUGAGCAUGGUGCUUCAAGUUGCAACUUUUGCUGUGAAUUAUAUGGGACAUCCGUUUAACCAGAGUAUCAGGGAAAAUAAACCUUUCUUCUACGCGCUCAUUGCUGGAGCAGGGUUCUUCACCGUCAUCGCCUCUGAUCUGUUCAGGGACCUGAACGAUUCGCUGAAGCUGGUUCCUUUACCUGAGGGUAUGAGGGAUAAGCUUCUCCUCUGGGCUUUGCUUAUGUUCAUCAUCUGCUACUCGUGGGAGCGGUUGCUCAGGUGGGCUUUUCCUGGUAAGAUUCCUUCUUGGAAGCAUAAGCAAAGAAGUGUCGCUGCAAAUCUGGAGAAAAAGAAGAAAGUAUAAGAAGAGCCAAACAGGUUAGGUUCAGUCAAAUCAAUCAAUCAGUCUAUACAUUUUUAACUUGAAAGAUAGAUGUUCGGUUUUGGGAUCUUGUUUUGUGGAAGCUAAAGACACGAGCAUUUUUCAUAGGUCUCUCUGGUUAUUAGACAUUUUGUUUCAGAUUCACAGUUCACUUUUAUAUAAUGUUCCUCUCAUUUCUUAACUUUUUUGUUUGUUACUCUCUGAGAAGAACCACACAUUCUCAUAUCCUUGAACUAAAUCUAAGGGUUUUACAUUACUCUCUA